Molecule: messenger RNA, 2565 nt
Organism: Colletotrichum scovillei
Lineage: Eukaryota; Fungi; Ascomycota; Sordariomycetes; Glomerellales; Glomerellaceae
Product: translation initiation factor RLI1
Exons: 3
Coding region: 277-2100 (607 amino acids)
Biological process (GO): ribosomal subunit export from nucleus; translational initiation; translational termination
Molecular function (GO): ATP hydrolysis activity; iron ion binding; ribosomal small subunit binding
Source: RefSeq, a predicted model, not a curated record
ACAACCUGGAAACACCAAAUUCUUUUUCCCUUCCUCACCCAAGAAGGCCAGGUCGCGACGCCUCGACAAUAUUCGCCGUUUCUCCGGUCCUGUUGCUUUCCAGGUUCUCUGCCUUUAUCCAAGACCAUCCACAGACUCUACAUCACUUUGAUCGCCUGCAGAGGGACCCCCCUCUUUAUUCACUUAUUUUUUUGAUUUUUCGAACCUGCGCAAAAAAAUCUUGCCCCACCAUCCCAUCACCAACCCCGCCUCGAUCCGUCGGGCACCACCAUCACCAUGUCUGACAAACUUACCCGUGUCGCUAUCGUCAACAGCGACAAGUGCAAGCCCAAGAAGUGUCGCCAGGAGUGCAAGAAGGCCUGCCCCGUUGUCCGCUCCGGAAAGCUCUGCAUCGAAGUCACCCCCGAGUCCCGCAUCGCCUUCCUCUCCGAGUCACUAUGCAUCGGUUGUGGUAUCUGCCCCAAGAAGUGCCCUUUCAGCGCCAUCACCAUCAUCAACUUGCCCACGAACCUUGAAAGCCAAGUCACCCACCGCUACUCCGCCAACAGCUUCAAGCUUCAUCGUCUUCCCAUGCCCCGUCCUGGCAACGUUUUGGGUCUCGUUGGAACCAACGGUAUCGGAAAGAGUACCGCUCUGAAGAUUCUCAGUGGAAAGCUCAAGCCCAACUUGGGUCGCUACGACAACCCGCCCGACUGGGAGGACGUCAUCAAGUACUUCCGUGGUUCUGAACUGCAAAACUACUUCACCAAGCUUCUUGAGGAUGACCUCAAGGCCGUUGUCAAGCCUCAGUAUGUCGACCAGAUCCCUCGCGCCGUCAAGGGCCCUCAGAAGAGCGUCAGAGCUUUGAUCGAUGCUGUGAGCAGCUUGGGAAACAAGCAGGAGGUCUGCGAUACUUUGGAGCUCAACCACAUCAUGGAUCGUGAGAUCAACCAAUUGUCUGGUGGAGAACUGCAGCGUUUCGCCAUUGGUACCGUCUGUGUCCGCAAGGCCGACGUUUACAUGUUCGACGAGCCCUCUUCAUACCUCGAUGUCAAGCAGAGACUGGCUGCUGCCCGUGUUAUUCGCUCUCUUCUCCGCGACGACGACUACGUCAUUGUCGUCGAGCACGACUUGUCAGUCCUGGACUAUCUCUCCGACUUCAUCUGCGUUCUUUACGGUCGCCCCGCCGUCUACGGUGUCGUCACCCUGCCGCAGUCCGUCCGCGAAGGUAUCAACAUUUUCCUCGACGGUCACAUCCCUACCGAGAACUUGCGUUUCCGUGACGAGUCCCUGACCUUCAAGCUCUCCGAGGGUGCUGAUGAGUUCAUGAAUGACAAGUCUCGUGCCUUCAAGUACCCCAAGAUGCAGAAGUCCAUGGGCGACUUCAAGCUGAGCAUCGAGUCUGGUGACUUUACCGACUCCGAGAUCAUUGUCAUGAUGGGAGAGAACGGAACCGGAAAGACCACUUUCUGCCGUCUCCUCGCUGGCGCCCUCAAGCCCGACACCAAGGCUGCCGUCCCCGAGAUGAAGAUUAGCAUGAAGCCCCAGACUAUCACCCCCAAGUUCGAGGGUACCGUUCGCCAGCUCUUCUUCAAGAAGAUCAGGGCCUCUUUCCUGUCGCCCCAGUUCCAGACCGAUGUUGUCAAGCCCCUGAAGCUUGAUGACUUCAUUGAUCAGGAGGUCAAGAACUUGUCCGGUGGUGAACUUCAGCGUGUCGCCAUUGUUCUUGCUCUCGGUAUACCCGCCGAUAUCUACCUUAUCGACGAGCCCUCCGCCUACCUCGACUCCGAGCAGCGUAUCAUUGCCUCCCGCGUCAUCAAGCGGUUCAUCAUGCACGCCAAGAAGACCGCCUUCAUCGUCGAGCACGAUUUCAUCAUGGCCACCUACCUCGCCGACCGCGUCAUCGUCUUUGACGGAAAGCCCGGUAUUGACGCUCACGCCAACAAGCCCGAGUCCCUCCUUACUGGUUGCAACACUUUCCUGAAGAACCUCGACGUUUCUUUCCGUCGCGAUCCCACCAACUACCGCCCUCGUAUCAACAAGGGCAACUCCCAGCUCGACCAGGAGCAGAAGGCCAACGGCAACUACUUCUUCCUGGACGACGGCGACAAGACGAGUUAAAGAGGGCAUCUAUACAGAUGUUUUCCCUCGUCACGAUGCAUUCGACUCAGGCGUUAAGGGCGUUCAAAAGGGGCAUAAGCGGCAACCGAGGAGGCGCGCUUCCGGCGGUCAGGAUCAUGGUUUCGGUUUAGAGGAGGCAAGCGCGUCCGAGGACGACGCCGAUGGUGAUGGAUAACAACGGCGACGGCAGUCUAUCCCCCCGUUGCCUGGUCCUAUGGAGAUACAAUAUUGGGUGUGCGUAUGGCUGAGUCUCCCCCUCUCGGUUUGGAUGUGCGAAGGACGCUUUGCAAAGCCACAUUUUUUUUGUUGGCUGCACAUUCAUUUGGGACACAGCCGGACUCCAUAGAUUGAGGGGCAACGGAUGAAGCAGGGUGACUGCCGUCAGUCUCUGCCACGAUUUUGUGGCGAGAGACUUUCGUAAAUAUGGUUGAGCAUGCCAAAAGGGCACACGUAUCUUGAGAACAA